AUGAGGAAUGCAUGAGGCUUCUGUUGGAUUACCAGUACAGUGACUUCACUAUUAUCUGCGGUAACCAAAGCUUUCCAGCUCACAAGGCAGUGGUCUGUCCUCAGUCCAGAUUCUUCACGAAGGUACUGAACGGCUUCGUGGUUCGUGUUCUUAUAUCCUACGCAUCGAAUGUCAUGGCUAAUACCGCAAAGGAAGCUCGAUCCAACACAAUCAACCUUCCAGACCAUCCUCUUGCUGUGCGAAUGAUGCUAGAAUUUCUUUACAAGUCUGAUUACGGUUUUCAUAUGGAGUAUAACUUCCCCAGCUCGGACUUUUCGGAAGGUAUAGGUCCACCCGAGGAUGCGAUCGGUAUGCUCUCCUAGAUCGAUAGUAUAGAGGUUGUACUGAAAUCAUCGUUUGCAAGAUCGUCU
This is a messenger RNA of Aspergillus pseudonomiae, 410 nucleotides long. RefSeq names its product BTB/POZ domain-containing protein. Bases 12 to 362 code for a protein of 116 amino acids. The record is from RefSeq and is a predicted model, not a curated record. NCBI's taxonomy places the organism in Eukaryota, Fungi, Ascomycota, Eurotiomycetes, Eurotiales, Aspergillaceae. Gene Ontology annotation, molecular function: protein binding. The transcript has a single exon.